AUGCCGCCCCGUCGGCGGAAGCCACCUCGCGCAGGCGCCCUGACUGAACUGCCUCCUCUGAAAAUCAUCCGCUCUAUCCUGCUCCUACAACUCUUUUACUACGUGGCUGCCUUUGUCCUGAUCUUAUUCACCACUCUUGUUCUCGGUCAGAGUUUCUCCUUGGCCUUGAUUUUCGAUUGGAACAGUGUUCGAGGCGACAAUACCAUCGGCUGGACUGUCGGUUUCCUCUGGGUCAUUGUUGGAUUCAUAACUGUGAUUCCCAUCCUUCUUCUCGUCUCCCGCUCCAAACUGGUGCCGGACUUUGCCCUGACCAUUCAUUUUAUCCACCUCGUCAUUGUCUCCUUCUAUACGAGAUCCAUCCCAACAAAUCUCUUGUGGUGGGCCCUCGAGGCUGCAAGUGCCACACUCAUGGUCAGCUUGGGUGUCUGGGCAUGUAGAUACCGGGAACUGCAACCCAUAUCCUUCGGCACUACCCCUGGCAAGAAGACCACUGCGAACGGCUCGGCCGAAGGAAAUGACCCGCAUGUACGCGAUGGACAGGGCGGCCGAAAUGUCGAUGCUGGUCCAAGUUACGAAAUGGUCAAUGUGAACCGAGGGGAUCAGAAUGUGUGA
This is a messenger RNA of Exophiala aquamarina CBS 119918, 612 nucleotides long. RefSeq lists its product as uncharacterized. Gene Ontology annotation, biological process: Golgi to plasma membrane protein transport; Golgi to endosome transport; protein localization to Golgi apparatus. The record is from RefSeq and is a predicted model, not a curated record. Gene Ontology annotation, cellular component: trans-Golgi network; Golgi membrane. The transcript has 2 exons. NCBI's taxonomy places the organism in Eukaryota, Fungi, Ascomycota, Eurotiomycetes, Chaetothyriales, Herpotrichiellaceae. Bases 1 to 612 code for a protein of 203 amino acids.